This is a messenger RNA of Condylostylus longicornis, 768 nucleotides long. RefSeq lists its product as uncharacterized. Lineage: Eukaryota; Metazoa; Arthropoda; Insecta; Diptera; Dolichopodidae. The transcript has 3 exons. Bases 82 to 645 code for a protein of 187 amino acids. The record is from RefSeq and is a predicted model, not a curated record.
UUGAGAGCACACAUUUUUAAUUCAAAAUUUGUUUAAUUUUGUUUUUAAUAAUCGUAUAUUUUAAUUUGAAAACAUUUUAAAAUGAAAUUUUUUUUAAUAAUUUUCAUCAUUUCAUUUAUGUUUUUCAUAGAUACAAAUGCUCAUGGAAAAAUAAUUUUUCCCCGCGAAUUGUCAUUUAACAUUAAUGACCCUUGUGAAGAAGAUGGGUAUAAGGGUACUAUUAGACGUUUUGUAAAUUGUGAAUUAGCUAUAGCAUUCUUAAAGGAAGUUAAUAUUUAUCCAAAAAUUUAUUAUUUUGAUAAAUUUGAACCAAUCAUUUGUUGCAUUCAAAAUGAUCCAAUUUACAAUAAAAUAAAUGACGAAUCUAAAAUAGAAUACCAGAAUUCUUUGGAUGGAAGUAUCUUUACAAUAAAUCAAAAUAAAAAAACGGAUUCUCAAAAACAAAUAACAACUGAAAAAAGUGAAUUAGAAGAACCCUCUUAUUUCCAAUUAGAACAAAUUACUUGUACAACAGAAGAACAACAAGGUAUUUUAAGUCAAUUUAAAGAUUGCCCAACAGCCAUAUCGAAAUUUAAGAAUCAAGCAAUUCGUCCUGAAAUUUUUACUUUUAAAGGUUUACAGCCUGUUAUUUGUUGUAUAAAGUAGUUGUUUGGCAAACCUAAAUACUUGUUUUGAAAAUCAAACCAUCAUCGUUACAAUAUAGUUUAAAAUUCUAGUUAAAUAAAAAUGAUGUGUAUAGAUAUUAAGGUAUUUGUAUUUGGUUUUAUU